UUUAGUACCGAUUACUCCUAAAUGAAAUACAGGCCAUUUCUGACCUUCCGAAGACCGUUGCUUGCAACCAAACACCACCUUAGCACACCUCCCUUCCAUUGCUUCUCUACAACCAUGUCUGGAAUCAGCAAAGCCUGUUGCUCAAUCCCCCCUGUUGUGUCCAAGGGCUAUCAACCCAAGGGAGAAUACAAGACCAUCAAUGGCCUGAAGACCUACGUGACCGGCCCGGAAUCAGCUACCAAGGCCAUCCUGGUCGUAUAUGACAUCUUCGGCUUCUUUGACCAGACCGUCCAAGGUGCCGACAUCCUCGCUACGUCGACCGACCAAAAAUACCGCGUCGUCAUACCCGACUUCUUCGAGGGUAGCCCCGCCGACAUCUCGUGGUAUCCCCCCACCACCCAGGAACACAAGGAGAAGCUGGGUCAUUUCUUCUCAACCAAGGCUGCGCCACCCCAAACCCUUUCCAAAAUCCCCAAUGUCGUCGCCGAAGGCAACAAGCUAGCCCCUGGUGGCAGCUUCGAAUCUUGGUCGAUCCUGGGAUUCUGCUGGGGCGGCAAGAUCGCCUCCCUAUCCGCUGGCGCUGAUAACAAGCUAUUCAAGGCCGCCGUGCAGUGCCACCCGGCUAUGGUCGACGCCAAUGAUGCAAAGACCGUGAACAUCCCCAUGGCGUUUCUGGCCUCAAAAGACGAGCCUGUCCAAGACGUCAAGGACUUUGAGGCCAACUUGAAGGUCCCCAAGUACUUCGAGACUUUCCCAACUCAGAUCCACGGCUGGAUGGCUGCGCGAUCGGACCUGGAGAACACCGAGGUGCGCAAGGAGUAUGAGCGCGGUUACAAGGCCGUUCUCCAAUUCUUACACCAGCACUCGUAA
Molecule: messenger RNA, 870 nt
Organism: Penicillium verrucosum
Lineage: Eukaryota; Fungi; Ascomycota; Eurotiomycetes; Eurotiales; Aspergillaceae
Product: dienelactone hydrolase family protein
Exons: 4
Coding region: 22-870 (282 amino acids)
Molecular function (GO): hydrolase activity
Source: RefSeq, a predicted model, not a curated record